Molecule: messenger RNA, 4360 nt
Organism: Cuscuta campestris
Lineage: Eukaryota; Viridiplantae; Streptophyta; Magnoliopsida; Solanales; Convolvulaceae
Source: the annotation of a GenBank genome assembly
AUUUGAAAUAAUUUAAAAAGGUAAGUUAUAAAAUUCAAGAGCGUAAGUUUUUUAUAAAACUAGAAUCAAUGUAUUAUAUGCUAAUAAUUAACCAACGUUAUUUUGACUACUGAUUGGAAACGUCUGAAAUUAUGAGCAGGAUUUUUGAUGGUUUCGUUCGUUCACUUCUCAAGCUAGAAACUUUGCAUUCCACUUGUUCGAAGCACUUCCGGUUGCUAAAGGUUGCUCCUUUUACUACUGCAAGUGCUGCUUCCCAGUUUCUUCAUGAUGAUUUCACGGAUGAAGACAAUGAAGUCAAUAGCUCUUUAAAUCCCACUCUUUGCACCGAAAAAAAUGAUGGGAAUCUUAGUUUUAGUUCUUGUUUAAGGUUACUAGAUUGUUAUACUAGAAGUGGAUCUGUCCCUGAUGCUAAAAAGCUCCAUGGGAGAAUUUUGAAGUUGGGUUUUGACAGUGAUACGACUAUCGAAAACCGCCUUUUUUAUCUGUAUGUGUGCAAUGAGGAUCUGGCAGGCGCAUUACCAGCUCUGCGUAACGCGCCUUCAUGGACUUCAAAUGUUUCUAUGUGGAAUAAGUUCAUAUCUGGGUGUAGGAAAGAUGUAAGGGUUUUUUACAUAUUUUCGCGGAUGAUGAAUGAAGGUGUCCGUCCAGACAUGAGUACAUUUGCCAGUGUUCUGAGAGCUUGUGGUGCUCAUCAGAUAGCAUCUAAUUUGCAGGCGAUUAAGCAGAUACAUGCUAUGGUUUUGCAAUAUGGUUUUGUUGGAAGCUGCAGCGUUUGCAAUUUCUUGAUUGAUUUGUACUCUAAGAAUGGUUUGGUCGACUUUGCUGAAAAAGUCUUUGAGGAUCUGAAUUCAAGGGACAGUGCUUCAUGGGUUGUCAUGAUGACCGGAUUCUCUCAGAAUGGGCGCAAAAAAGAUACAAUUUUUCUCUAUAUUGAUAUGCGUAGGUUGGGAGUGAUUCCAACUCCAUAUGCUUUCUCUAGUGUUUUAAGUGCCACUACCAAGCUAUCAUUUCUUGAACUGGGAGAACAACUCCAUUCUGUAAUCUUGAAGUGGGGAUACUUAUGUGAUGUGUUUGUGCGUAAUGCUCUUUUAGCGUUAUACUCUCGCAAUGGAGGCUUAAUGUCUGCAGAGAAAAUAUUCUCUGAAAUGAAUUUCAGGGACAGAGUGUCUUAUAACACACUGAUUUCAGGUUUUGCGAUGCAAGGGUUUAGUGAGAGGGCACUCAUACUGUUUGGUAAAAUGCAAAUGGAUUCCAUAAAGGCGGACUGUGUUUCAAUUUCAAGCCUCUUGAGUGUUUGUGCGUCUUGUGGUGAUCUUCAAAAGGGAAGGCAGCUGCACUCAUAUGCAACAAAGGCAGGCCUUUGUUCAGAUAUUAUUGUCGAAGGAUCAAUACUCGAUCUUUAUGUCAAAUGUGCAGAUACAGAAACUGCCCGUGAUUUUUUCCAAACAACGCAUAUGGAAAACAUAGUCUUGUGGAAUGUCAUGCUAGUGGCUUAUGGACAGAAAGGGGACUUAAUUGAAUCGUGUCGCCUUUUUUCCCAAUUGCAGGCUAAGGGUCUGCAACCUAAUCAAUACACUUAUCCUAGCAUUUUGAGAACUUGUACAUUUGUGGGUGAUAUGGAUCUAGGCGAGCAAAUACAUAGCCUAGUCAUAAAAACUGGAUUUCAACCAAAUGUUUAUGUUUGUAGUGUUCUUAUUGAUAUGUAUGCUAAGCAUGGCAACUUGGAUGCAGCACGGGAAAUCUUCAGCAAUAUCGAUAACGAAGAAGACGUUGUGUCUUGGACAUCUAUGAUUGCUGGAUACACUCAACACGAUCUCUUUGAUGAAGCAAUAUGGCUUUUUCGCCAAAUGCAGGACCGGCGUAUUCAAUCAGACAAUAUAGGAUUUGCCAGUGCAAUAACCGCAUGUGCUGGAAUUCAAGCACUUAAUCAAGGGAGACAAGUUCAUGCUCAAUCAAUUGUCUGUGGAUACACAUCUGAUAUAUCAAUUGGCAAUGCACUUGUUUGCCUAUAUGCUAGGUGUGGUGAAGUGCAUGAUGCUCAUAUGACGUUUAACAAGAUUGAUUCUAAAGACAAUAUUUCAUGGAAUGGUUUGGUAUCGGGGUUUGCCCAGAGUGGAUACUGCGAGGAAGCGUUAAGAGUUUUUUCAAAAAUGAAUCAUUGUGGAGUGGAAGCUAAUAUUUAUACAUACGGGUCUGCUGUUAGUGCAGCUGCUAACAUGGCAAAUAUCAAACAAGGGAAACACAUCCACGCUAGAAUGGUAAAAACCGGUUAUGACUCCAAAACAGAAUCUUCCAAUGUGUUGAUCACAAUGUAUGCGAAAUGUGGGAGCCUUGGUGAGGCUAAGAGAGAGUUCAUGGAAAUGCAUUGCAGGAAUCAAGUUUCGUGGAAUGCGAUGAUCACUGGAUAUUCUCAACACGGACUUGGAAACGAAGCAAUACAACUCUUUGAGGAAAUGAAACUGGCAGGGGUGGCACCGAAUCAUGUCACCUUUGUGGGUGUUUUGACAGCCUGCAGCCACGUGAGGCUGGUGGAGAAGGGGCUUAGCUACUUCAAGUCCAUGAGUGAAGAUCACGGUUUGGCACCAAGACCAGAGCAUUAUGCAUGUGUUGUUGAUAUCAUGGGACGGGCCGGUCAACUGCAACGUGCAAGAGAUUUCGUGGAGACCAUGCCAAUUCCACCUGAUGCGAUGGUUUGGAGGACCCUGCUGAGUGCUUGCACUGUUCAUAAGAACAUUGAAACCGGGGAAUUUGCUGGGGACCACCUCUUGGAACUGGAGCCCAAAGCUUCGGCGACCUAUGUUCUUCUAUCAAACCUGUAUGCAGUUGUAGGGAGAUGGGAUUACAGAAAUUCCACAAGGGAACUAAUGAAAGACAUGGGUGUUAAGAAAGAGCCCGGACGAAGUUGGAUUGAAGUGAAAAACAAAAUUCAUGCAUUUUUUGUCGGUGAUAGGUUGCAUCCGAUGGCAGGUGAGAUACAUAGGUUUGUGGUGGAACUGAAUGAACGUGCGACUGGAGUGGGCUACGUACAAGACAACAACAGCCUUUGGAAUGAUUUGGAGAUGGAGCAGAAGGACCCCACUGCGUUUGUACACAGCGAGAAGCUGGCCAUUGCGUUUGGACUUCUGAACUUGUCAAACCACAUUCCCCUAUGUGUGAUGAAGAACCUUCGCGUCUGUAAUGACUGCCACAACUGGAUUAAGUGUGUGUCUAAGGUUGAAAAUCGGGCCAUUGUCGUUAGGGAUGCCUACCGUUUCCAUCACUUUGAAAAUGGCGAUUGUUCGUGUCACAAUUUUUGGUAACAGGUCAAAGAACGUGGGAUAGAGGAACAAUACACUAUGAUGUGGAAAGUGGGUGUGCUAAUCCGGGGUGGGAAACCUUAUGCUCAUGAUAUGUCUCGUCAAUUUCGGUUAGAACUGCUGUGGGCCUGUGCCAGCCCUUUCAAGCACACACGGAUCGAGUUGGUCAGCCUCAUUUUGACCCCAAAGACAGAGCUCGGGAGCUCGACCUCUUAGAUUGGAUAAUUGCCAUGUUUGGUUUUCAAGUACAAAUUAUUAAUUCAAAAAAUGGAAACUACUCGUUUAGUCUGGGUUCAUGAAAGUGAAAGAGGACUUGGACAACAUUUCUGAAGAAGAUAUCAUUGUUUGAAAACCAAAGAGCCCCACCACAUUAUAAGCAGGCCAUAAAAUAAGGGACUUGCAGCAGCUAUGAAUUUUUUGGAGGAGGAAAAGGGCAUGAAUGUGAACUCCAAGGUUGGACUAAUCUCAUAUGCUGAUCUAGUCCAAUAUGAAACACAAAGAGCAGUUUAAAAAUGUAUGGUGGCAAUGCAGAGAAUGGGGCUCUUUUAUUGUGGAGAAUAUGGUUGAAAUGGACAGGCCAUGCCAGGACCACCCGGGCAAGUUCCAGGUACUGUGCAGCAGGAUUGUUUGGGUAGAUCUGUGCCUUGCCCGGGUGGGGUUUAACCAAGACCACUCGGGUGACUAUUGGGCACCCGGUCAACUAGUAUGACACUGCAUGGGGAUCCUCGAGUGAUCAAAUGUUCCUUCAGAAAAUCACUCGACCAUGUUUUUGGGACUCGUACUGGGUGGUCAGCUUGGGCGUACAUGUGUUGGUAAGAAUAAUCCAAGCUUGGUUGGACGGUAGCGACUAAAGAUCGUGGAGAAGAUUCAGAUAUUCUUGUACAAGCACUACGCGCCAAGAAAGGUGUUAUCAGCACCGACAAAUGAGUAGGACAAGCGCUACAUGAUAAGGAAAGUCACCUCGCACCAUCUAGGAAUGUGGGUCGACAUCGGCAUUCUUUGUCUUGUCCCAUGGGCUCCACUAUGAAUAGCCUUGUAACCCUCAAUAGAAGGGAUCCGAACUU